Colletotrichum phormii is the source of this 981-nucleotide messenger RNA. RefSeq lists its product as uncharacterized. Lineage: Eukaryota; Fungi; Ascomycota; Sordariomycetes; Glomerellales; Glomerellaceae. Bases 1 to 981 code for a protein of 326 amino acids. The transcript is spliced from 2 exons. The record is from RefSeq and is a predicted model, not a curated record.
AUGUCUUUGUUUGACGAAGGACCUCCCCGCAUAACAGAGGUUGAAUUGCGAGAAUUGCUACGGACCGUGAUAAUCGAAGUCCAGAAAGAAAGCAAUUUUUGUCUUUUCAUCGACGGCCUCGACGAGUUUUCUGGAAAUCCCCAGGACCUUGUCGGCCUGAUCACAAGCCUCUUGCCCGGCAAUCAUAUCAAGAUUUGCCUCUCUAGUCGCCCUUGGAGUGAAUUCGAAGAUGCUUUCGAAGGCAAACCAAACUUGAAACUCGAAGAUCUGACCUACGAGGACAUCAAAAGUUUCAUUCACACGAGGUUUGCCGAGGAUCCAGGAUUUCAGCGUCUCGUGAAACGAGAGCAUAAGUAUGCCGGUCAAUUAGAGGACAAUAUCACAGCGAAAGCCGACGGAGUUUUCCUGUGGGUCAACUUGGUGAUCAGGUCUCUUCUGACUGGAAUGGGGAACGACGACAGAGUCUUGGAUAUGCAAAGAAGACUCAAUCAACUCCCACCGGAGCUGGAAGGUCUCUACACUACGAUGCUCAAUUCUCUACAGGGAUUCUACUUCAAUCACGCAGCGGAGUAUUUCCAGCUCAUGAAAGCAUGGGAGACAUCCCCGCCCGCGGUGUUGAUUUAUUUGAUCGACGAAAUGGAAACACCAAAAGACGUCAAAGACAGAAGGGAUCAAGGUUACGAUUUCUCACAUGAUGGAAUGCGCCAAAUGGUUCAAACCACUCGUCGCAGAAUCAAUAUUAGUUGUCGAGGGCUUGUUGAGGUAACAUCAUCCUCGAUCGACAAGUCAAGUGUGGACAGUUUCGGAUCGGUCCAAUAUACCCACAAGACCGUCGGAGAUUAUAUUCGGAGACCAGAACCUUCAAGGCCGUUCUCGUCGGAGACGGGCAUGACCCCAGCCGUAACACAAUCCUACUCAACGAGGAAUCAGAGAGACUGGACUUACUGGAGGCCCGGAGGAACUUCGCUUCAUCUUGCCUGA